Microthlaspi erraticum is the source of this 642-nucleotide messenger RNA. The record is from the annotation of a GenBank genome assembly. NCBI's taxonomy places the organism in Eukaryota, Viridiplantae, Streptophyta, Magnoliopsida, Brassicales, Brassicaceae.
AUGACCAAGACUGUUGAUGAAGCUAAGGUUCUUAUUGAGAAUCUUGCAGCUAGUGAUUGUAACAACUGUCCUGAUUAUGACCGCUCAAGCCGCACCACUACUAGCUCCCCUGAUUCUUUUCAGAUGACUGAACUAAAGAACAUGAUGGCUCAAGUUCUUAAAGGACAGUUCAAGCAUAUCAAUGCAAUAGAAGGGAUGAGUGAUGCGAAUGAAGACCCAUCAAGAGAGUGCAUGAGAGAUUUCUCUAAUGAAGCUAAUGAAGAAGAUGUGAACUACAUUGGAAACUAUGGGAACGAGGGAUACAAUCCAAGCUAUCGCCCAAACCCCAACAUGUCUUUUAGAAACCCCAAUGUGGAGAACCCUCAAUACCAAGUGUAUCCUCCAAGACUAAUAACUCAGGAAAGUCUUUUGGAGCAUUCUGGAGCAUAUGGGACACAAGGAGCAUGGAGGGACUUGGCACAUGGAAGCAGCUCAACUGGAUACGCAAAGGAAGAAGGGAGAAGCCAUCUUGAAGACCAGCUCGACCGUCUACUCGACCAACCGGUCGAGUUCCUCAACUCGACCGGCCAAGCUUCAACUCGAUCGAGCUGGAAGUCAAAGUCAAACCCGAAAAAUGUUGCUUCCCCCUUGACUUUCCUUUGA